Nylanderia fulva is the source of this 7924-nucleotide messenger RNA. RefSeq names its product Sulfonylurea receptor (gene Sur). The record is from RefSeq and is a predicted model, not a curated record. Gene Ontology annotation, cellular component: membrane. Gene Ontology annotation, biological process: transmembrane transport. NCBI's taxonomy places the organism in Eukaryota, Metazoa, Arthropoda, Insecta, Hymenoptera, Formicidae. Gene Ontology annotation, molecular function: ATP hydrolysis activity; ABC-type transporter activity; ATP binding.
GCGAGGGAGGACGUGGCUCCUGUGCCACUUGUCAGUAACGCGCACGUGGCGAUUUGUAGACAUGCCCGGCCGAAGGUGACAGCCGGCUAAUAUUUCAAUUUCUUGCGGUUAUUCGAAAAACGCGUUGUAAUUAAGAAUCGUGUUUAUGUUAACUACAUCCGUGAAAGUAAUUAUCGGGUCGUGAGUGAAUAAAAAGUUAAUUUAUCUUGUUGGUGCAACUCUAAUGAGAGUUAAAUAAAUGAUAUUUUGUGUUAAAAAUUAUCGAAGACGCUACACGCAUAUGCAAUCAAAAUGGACUUUUGCAAGCAGUAUAAAUUUCUACACAUCCUGCCUGUAAAACGAAUCGUUUGGUUCUGGCGAGCCGAAAACGGCACAAUAUUCCAAGUGCCGCGAAAUGAUUUGCAAUCAGGAACCGACUGUCUCAUCGAAUUCAUGAACGUCUUCGUCGCUAUUUUUACGACACUCGUUGCUGCGAUUUUAAUUUUCAAGUACAAAUGCAGCGCGGUCAGAAAGCCUUCUAAAUCGCUCUUGCCGCUUCACACAAGCAGAACUUUACUUUGUAUGUUACUACUGUCAACUCUGUUAUUGGAACUAUGCGAAUCCAUAUUAACAUCGAUCUCACUGUCGUCAAUUUUGGCGACGAUCGCCGUAAUAUUCUGUUGGAUAUUACAUCGCGAAACCGAGAUGAGGGAUGGUUUUGGUACAGCCGUGUCGGGAGGUGGAUUUACGAUAAUUGGUCUCUCGCGAGUAUGGAGGCUUUUACACUUAUGCAGAUUCGGUCUGUCCAUGCAACACGUUCGUGUUGCAACAACGGGGAUUACCGCUGUUUGUUGUGGAUUGCUCGCUAUUAUCGAUUCUUAUACCCUUUAUCAUAUGAUGCAGAAGAGCAGGCGGUACACCGUUAAAAGGCUCGAUAACGCACGGGGUUCCUAUGUGCACUCCACCUCGCCGUUCCUCAGCAGAAUCACCUUCCACUGGGUGACUGACCUGCUGUCACGCGGUUAUUACGCAUCACUCGAACUCCACGACCUUGGACAACUUCCGAACGAGGAGACAGCGAGAAACCAGUUUGAACGUUUCCGCGAUGUUUACGAAACCGAAAGGCUACGAAGUGGUGGACGGAAAGUGUCAUUGUGGAAAUGUUUCUGGAAACGGAUAUGGUUGGCUUUCGCGGCGGGUGGUGUCCUAAAAUUGUUAGGCGAUGCUACGACUUUGGUAGGUCCUAUGGCAAUUUCCAAAAUUAUCGAUUAUGCCUCGGAUCUUCAAAACAGCACCAUGCUGAACGAAAAUUUCUCUUGGAAGGGAGCCAUGACAUUUUCCGAAAUUUUAAAAAAUGGAUAUUUUUUGGGGAUCUUGGUUUUUCUUGCAACCAUUUUGCAAAGUACAAUAAGUCAAGCUUCUACUCAUGUGCUUUGCAUUGAAGGAAUACGUUUACGAACAGCUCUUCAGGCAUUAAUUUACGAUAAGGCUCUUCGAUUGUCCUCUUGGAGUAUUUCUGAGGAUGAAAAGCCAUCCGACAAAGAAAAGGAUCAACACUGCCAUCAACAAGCAAUUGACAUUGGAACUUUAACAAAUCUCAUGUCCGAAGACGCUUAUAACGUAAUGAGUUUCUUCUGGAUCGGUCAUUAUAUCUGGGCCAUUCCGUUAAAAAUUGCAGCUAUCAUCUUCCUCUUGUAUUUAAAAUUGGGUGUCAGUGCAAUUAUGGGAGCAAUUUGCUGCAUAUUGAUCGUCACACCGAUGCAACUCCUUCUGGGAAAACAAAUGUCCGAAAAUUCCAAGUCCAUAGCAGAAAAAAGUGAUGCACGACUACGUCUAGUUAAUGAAAUUCUGCAAGGAAUGAGACUCAUUAAGCUACGCGCCUGGGAAAACGUUUUCGAAGAUCGCAUACGCAGAACCCGGAAUCAGGAAUUAAAACUGCUGAACAAGGACUCUGUGUACUGGGCACUCAUCAACUUCCUCACGCACGCCUCUUCCGUUCUGAUGACUCUCUUCACAUUCGGAAUUUAUUUCUGGUUAGAGGAACGAAAUCUUGAUGCGGGAAACGUUUUUGCCAGUCUCGCGCUCUUUUCGCAGCUGACCGUGCCGCUCUUCAUCUUUCCGGCGAUAGUGCCGAUUAUCAUCAACGCUUUGACGUCUACAACGAGAUUAGAGGAAUUUCUUUUGCUACCAGAGAUCAUAAAUAUUCUCCCCGAAGCAAACGAUCGAAAACUGGUUGCAGAUACAUUGUCAAUGACAAAUUCAUACACCGAUAAUGACGUCGAAGUUAUUAACAGUGUGACAACUUUCGGAUCGCUCGAUAAUAUAGUAGAGGACGAGGAACAUCAACGAGAGAAUACUUUGCGCGAGUUUAGUUUGGCAAUUGACUCCUCGGUUGAUACGGUGUUUGAAAAAGACCCGGAAGUUCCGGAAUCUGUCCUCAGAAUUAGAUCGAGUACUUUCGCUUGGGGACCUGAUGAAAAUACUUUGAUGAUUAAUGCCCUUAAUUUUCCGCGAGGACAGCUGACUUUAAUAGUAGGAAAGACCGGAAGUGGGAAGACUUCUUUAUUGUUGGCGCUCUUAGGAGAGAUUCAAAGAAUCAACGGGAGCAUUGAAUGGACCAAGGGUCUAAAGAUCGCGUACGUGGCGCAACGACCUUGGCUCCAAAACGCGACCUUGAGGGACAAUAUUCUUUUCGGUUCAGCCUAUCGGUCACGAAGAUAUCGCAAUGUUUUGCGCGCGUGCGCACUUCAACCGGACGUAGAUAUACUUCCCGGUCGGGACUUAACCAGAAUUGGUGAACGGGGUAUCAAUUUGAGCGGUGGGCAAAAACAGAGGGUCACUAUAGCUCGAGCAUUUUACAGCGACGCUGAUGUCAUCCUUCUGGAUGAUCCAUUGUCAGCGUUAGAUCAACACGUUGGUCGACAGAUCUUUGAUCAUGGCAUGAGAAAACUUAUGUUGAGAAGCGGUCGAACUGUCAUUAUGGUCACUCACAGAUUAGACUUGUUACUCGCUGCUCAUCAGAUAAUUGUCAUGGAUAGCUGUCGAGUCCGUGCUGUCGGAACAAAAUCCAGUAUCGAGGAUAUGGAUCCUGAAUUGGCGGCAGAGUGGCGAAUCGCAGAUUCAAGACGGGAAAAUGAAAAUCGUUUUCAAAAAACUGCCAAGGAUAGAUGGUCCUUGAUUAGAUUAGUCUCUAGGAUUGGAAUUGGUAUAAUAAAAAGACACACCAGCGACGGAUCGUGGAUCAUCGAUCGCGAUGCCCAUGUGAAUCCACCAGCAUUUAUACCUUUAAGACUGCGUCGGACAACUUUAUCUGGAUCAAGAUACCUAAGUCAUGAUCUCACGGAUCUUCCGGUACCAACGGAAGAAUGGAACACCGCUAGAAAACGAUCGAAGACACAUCGCGACAGUGUCAGAUCGAUGAGUUUUCAAACGCAUAAUCGACGACCACCGGUUCUUCGACAAAGCAGUACACCGAUGAUUCUCGAGAAUCGAGAACACAUGACUUCAAGGAAAAGAAACAAUACUUAUGACAAUGGACAACCCAACAGUAUGCUAAAACAAUUCUUCUCUACAAGAUAUCCGGAAGAAAUGACGAUAAACAGAGAUAAAAGUGUCCUGCGUCGACUGAUACUAAAUUCCAACAAGAUAAGCCAACAACAGGAACGCGAUCACUUUCCGGUAAAACGAUUGCUAUCGAUAGAAUCGCGAGCCAGUGACGAUGUGGAUGACAUGGAAGAAACUCUGGAUGGUGAAAAUGCAAAUGAACAAAAUGAAUUUGAAAUUGAUGAUAAAAGUGGAAUGGUAACUCGAAUGACUUGGAUGGAAUAUCCAAAGUCUGGUGGAUGGAUGCCAGGAAUCAUUUAUAUUUUAGCAGCAUUAGCCUAUCAAAUUCUUCGCGUAUAUACCGAUCUCUGGUUGAGUCGAUGGACGGAUCAAAGUGUUCAUUCGUCGGCGAAUGAACGUCAGAAUACGGUGUUCUAUUUCAAGGUGUACAUCAUCAUAUCCGUGGGCUCUAUCCUUUUAUCAUUUUUGUACAAUGUGGCAGGUCAGUGGGCAGGUGCCAGAGCUAGAUGCAAAUUACACCGAGAAGCCAUCGCUGGACUUUUCGGUGCACCUAUCUCAUUUUUCGAUUGUAAUCCAAUCGGAAAGAUUCUGAACAGAUUUAGUGCUGAUAUGGGUGUCAUAGACAAGAAAAUGUCUACAUCAAUCAAGAGAUUGACAUUUUUCGUAUUACUUUGUGGCUCGGCGAUGAUCGUCAAUGUGAUUAUUUCACCAUGGUUCUUGAUCGCCGCUGUACCAACCAGCUGUGCUUAUUACGUGUUACAAAGAUUUUACAGGCGGAGCGCGAGACAAUUGCAACGACUAGACGGAAGCACGAGGGGACCAGUAGCAGCGCAUUUCUCAGAAACUUUGUCCGGGCUUCCGACACUGAGGGCAUUCAAGCAAGAAAGUCGUUUCAUGGAGGAAACAAUGAGACGCCUCGACAUAAACACCAAUGCGUUUCUCAUUUUAAACACUAGUAGCAGAUGGCUCGGCAUUGCAUUGGAUUAUUUAGGUGCUGUUAUUGUGGUAACAGCUAUUUUUACGGCCUUACUUUCUGCGGAAUUAUAUCCAAGCCGCGUAACACCCGCUCUAGUGGGUCUAGCAAUCAAUUAUACUCUCUUAGUACCGAUAUACUUGAAUUGGGUGGUCAAAUUUACUGCAGAGAUUGAAAUGUAUAUGGGAAGUGUGGUCCGAAUUUCCGCAUAUAAAAACGCGCAACCGGAGAACUAUCGUGAAAAUGAUUUACGAGUAGCCGAUGAUUGGCCCAACAAAGGGGAAAUUAUUUUCGAGAAUGUCUCUCUGCGUUACGAUAUAGACACAAAUCCGGUAAUCAUAGAUUUAUUUUUGAAAAUUCCAGCCGGACAAAAGUUGGGCAUUUGUGGGAGAACUGGUAGCGGAAAAUCAUCUACCGUGAUGGCUCUCUUCCAGUUAAUCGAAAUCAGUCAAGGACGCAUUUUAUUGGACGGGAUUGACAUUCGACAAGUGCCUCUUCGAAUAUUGCGAUCGCGGUUAUCGGCCAUACCGCAAGACGCAAUCAUGUUUAGCGGUACAAUUAGAGAAAAUUUAGAUCCACUUUCGGAACAUGAAGAUCAAGAAAUUUGGAAUGCCUUGGAACUCUCUCAAGUCAAAGAUAUCGUAGCUUCACACCCGGAAGGACUGAAUCUCGAGGUACGAGAAGGCGGUGAAAAUUUUUCAGCCGGUCAAUUACAACUACUUUGCAUGGCACGUACAAUUCUUCAACGAUCAAGUAUCAUUGUUCUCGACGAAGCGACCAGUGCACUCGAUGUAACCACUGAGAAAUCGCUUCUAAAAGCGGCUGCUGUCGCCUUCGAGAAUAAAACUGUGAUCACUAUUGCGCAUCGAGCGGCGACUUUGUUAGAUUGUGAUCGUGUUAUUGUUCUUGACGAAGGCAAAAUCAUUGAAGACGGUUCACCAGCAGAUUUAAUGCAACGACAAAACGGAAUCUUUUCCGCAAUGAUCAAAACGGUUAACCAAAGCGUCAAAAGAAUUUGCUUUGGACAUGCACUGGACGAAGAUAACAUGAGGUUUUCUUGCUUUCCGAGGGUUAUCCUUGGACAGAGGGGUAGUAUUAAUUUUACCCCUCUGUCAAGUCACGAGGAAUCUGAUAGCUUAAUAGGCGUUAUACGUCCAAUAGAUAGAUUACCCCCGCCUCCUCUAGUUGUAAAUGGCAAUGGGCCACCGUCCACAUCAUCCACAUCAUCUACAAAGUGUACAGCACCACUACCGCCUCAGGCCAAUUAUGUUAAUCUUUCCACGCAUCAAGAAUCUGAAUUAGAAAAUACGGCUGUCGUCAAAAAUGACGAACAACACGUGAACAAUCCGAGGGGUGGCAUCAUCGGAAGAACGCCGACGCCACCCUCGGCACCGACGCCUGUGUACGAAAAGGAUGCCAGGAGUGCGAGACAAAUUAAACAGGCUAUUUUGGAGAAUGAAUUCCUGGGUAAUCUUGAAGAGAAUCAAGUUGAGGCACUUGUCUCCGCAAUGUAUCCCAAGCAAAUUCCAGCUAAUACUCAAGUCAUCCGGGAAGGUGACAUAGGUUCUCAUUUAUAUGUAUCCGCGGAAGGAGAGUUUGACAUUUACGAAGGAAAUAAAUUUCAGAGAAGCUUCAAAGAAGGAGUUGCAUUUGGAGAGAUUGCUCUAUUGUACAAUACAAAAAGACUUCGAUCUAUCAGCGUAAAGAAAAGUGGAAAAGUAUGGGUACUGGACAGAUCAGUAUUUCUCACUAUAAUGAUGAGAACGGCUCAAGAACAACUGGACAGCAAUAUCCGUUUUCUCCAACGCGUUUCCGUUCUCCAAAAGCUUCCCGAACCUAAGGAUCACGUGCUCGCGAAGAUAUCUGACCUCAUAAGAAUAGAAUUCUACCCAGCUGAAGCGAAAAUAUUGCGGCAGGGCGAGAAAGGCGAAAAGUUUUACAUAAUUAGCGGUGGUAACGUACGAAUCACUAAAGAUACCGAAUACGGAGGCGAGGAGGAACUCGUGGUCCUCGGUAAAGGAGAUUAUUUUGGUGAAUUGGCUCUCUAUGAUGACAGGGGUGAACGACGUGCCAACGCGAUCGCGCUCGCACCUGGUGUCGAAUGUCUUACAUUGGAUAGAACGUCAUUUUUAAAUUAUCUGGGUAGUCUGGACGAAAUUCGUAAUAAGGAUUGGUUAGCAGAGUAUGAGAAGCAAAAGCGUUCAUUGACUCCAAAAAAGUGGACUAAUGAAUAUGCAAGUUUGACCUUAGCCGAUUUCGAGACGAGAGAAACGUUAGGAGUGGGUGGAUUUGGUCGUGUCGAACUGGUCACGCUUAAAUCCGACCCUAACAAGAGCUUUGCUUUGAAAAAACUGAAAAAGAAGGUCAUGGUCGAACAGCAACAACAAGUUCACGUGCUAAACGAGAAACACAUUAUGCAAGCGUGCGAUUCGGCAUUCAUAUGCAAACUUUAUCAGACAUACAAGGACAGCAAAUAUGUCUAUUUCUUGAUGGAAAUAUGUCUCGGGGGAGAUGUAUGGACGACCUUGCAAAGAAGACGUUAUUUUGAAGACGCCACUGCGCAAUUCAUGGUUGGUUGCGUGGUGGAAGCCCUCGACCAUCUUCAUUCGUUAAAUAUUAUUUAUCGAGAUCUCAAACCGGAGAAUCUUAUGCUCGACUCACGCGGCUACUUGAAAUUGGUGGACUUUGGUUUUAGUAAAAAAAUUGGUCCAGCCAAAACUUGGACGUUUGCCGGCACACCCGAAUACGUUGCACCGGAAAUAAUCUUAAAUAAAGGCCACGAUAGGGCGGUGGAUUAUUGGGCACUCGGAAUCUUAAUACACGAGCUUCUUAUCGGUAAGCCACCUUUCCGAGGAUCCGAUCAUAUGACAACUUAUAAUAAGAUUUUGAAAGGAAUUGAAAUGGUCGGUAUACCAAGCAUUGUCAAUAAAAACGCUAAUAAUCUCAUUAAGAAGCUACUUCGUUUAAGUCCCUCGGAACGAUUGGGUUACCAACGAAAUGGAAUACAAGACAUUCGUGAUCACAAAUGGUUUUCUGGAUUCAACUGGCAAGCACUUCAAAGAUUAGCUCUACCAGCCCCCAUUGUACCAACGGUGCGACAUCAACUCGACACGCGAAAUUUCGAAAGAUAUCCAUCAGAUCGUGACAUUCCACCAGAUGAAUUUUCCGGUUGGGACAUCGAAUUUUAAGAAUAAAUUCUAAGAAUAAAUUAUCGAUAUGAAGAGAACUAAAUAAUAGAUAUAAAAAUAAUAUGCUAUUUUGUUUGUAAAAGAAACUUUUUUAUAACCGUUCAUAAUAAUUAAUCAUAAUAACUGUUAUAUAAAAACCUUUUUAAUUAUUUUUAUUUUAAUUAUAACUUCACCAAAAAAGUAAAACGUAAUAAAGAUACAGAGAUAAUUAUCGAUAGAA